AAAAUAUUCGUGCAUCAAUCCUUGGAAGGUUUUGUAAUUCUUAUGUCAUUUAUAUCCAUAAUACAUUGACAUGUUUAAUCGGAAUAGAGGGCAGACGGAAGAGCGGUUAAUUCAUGUUUUAUUCGAAUUGUAAAUUCAUUUCGAUAAAGAUUUUAGUUUCAAGUCGGUACCUGGUCAUGGAGUUUAUAUAUGUGAUAUUGAUUUUGGUCGGUGCAGUUUCAAGACAAGCCUCCUCCGAGGAAGUUUGCUUUGACGAUGUCGGAUGCUUCACCGGUGCUGGCUGUCAUGCUUACGGCUUCCCACCCCGGUCACCAGCCCUCAUCAACACCCGGUUCUUCCUCUAUACGAGACGUAAUCGGUUCGAUCCUCAGGAGCUCAUACGGGGGGAUGUCGCCGGACUUCGAGCGUCGAACUACGAUCCGAUAAAGAAGACGAAGAUCUCGGUACACGGGUACACGGCGAAUGCCUUCAGGGUCCUCGAACAGGACCAGAAAGAUGCUCUCCUUGAAACAUACGAUUUGAAUGUCAUCCUAGUCGAUUGGAGCGAAGGCGCUCAGGGCCCUUACCGAGAAUGCCAUCAGAACACCCGGGUAGUCGGGCGAGAGAUCGGGUUACUAGCCCGCUUCCUCAACCUCGAGACCGGCAUGUAUUACCGCGAUCUCCAUCUCAUCGGCAUGAGUCUUGGCGCGCAUGUCAUGGGGUAUGCUGGCGAAUUCUUGCCCGGAAUCGCACGCAUCACAGGUUUAGACCCAGCAGGUCCGAAUUUCCGCGACGAAGGUUUCGACUUCCGCGACAACGGACCCGAGUGCCGUCUCGAUCCUACCGACGCCAUCUUUGUUGACGUCAUGCAUACAGAUGGAAAUGAUGGGACAGGACUCGGUCAGAUGAUGCAGCUUGGACACCAGGAUUUCUAUCCUAACGGCGCCCGUCGUCAGCCGGGAUGCGGAGACGUCGAUUUCUGGUCAGGCUGCAGCCAUCUCCGUGCUCUCACACUCUUUGCAGACACUGUGCGGUCACUCUCCUGUGAGUUUACCGCGGUGCCGUGCGAGAGUUGGGCACGGUAUCAGGCUGGAACCUGCGGUGAUCAAUGCGGAACGGGCGGUUGCGCUAUCAUGGGUUAUCGCGCGGACCUGAAUACCGCGGUUACGGGAAAGUUUUAUUUGGUGACCAACGACGAAACGCCGUAUUGUAUUGAUUAACGUAAACUAAUGGGCCUCUCUUGACUAGUUUCUUGAGGGGGGGGGGGACUUUAAUCAUCAUGAUUUACCUCCAGUUUCGAGAUUAUUGCCACAGCUGUCCACUUUCUAAUUUGAAAAACUACAUAAUAUAUUUGUAUAUAUCCACCCCUACCCCUCGAUUCUCCCCUGUUGUUGGCCAAAAUAUUCUACCAGAUUGUGAAAAGUGUUGCAUUUGUUCGGAUUUCUUCCUCCCAUCGAACUCUCUCCCACAAAAAGCCCUGAGUGAGAUUAAAAGGGUCGGCGGUACUCCCGAAAUCAUAUUCACCAGGAAAUGUUUGUUAAUUACAGUGGAUAUGCCAUCAUAGUAGUUCUGGAGGCUAUUGUUUUAUUCAGCAAAAGAAUGAAACAUCAGGGAUUCCUAAUUUCAUUUUGCGAAUAUUAUUGCUGUCU
Strongylocentrotus purpuratus (purple sea urchin) is the source of this 1628-nucleotide messenger RNA. Its product is annotated as pancreatic triacylglycerol lipase-like. NCBI's taxonomy places the organism in Eukaryota, Metazoa, Echinodermata, Echinoidea, Camarodonta, Strongylocentrotidae. The record is from RefSeq and is a predicted model, not a curated record. Gene Ontology annotation, molecular function: lipase activity. The coding region runs from base 114 to 1199 and encodes 361 amino acids. The transcript has 5 exons. Gene Ontology annotation, biological process: lipid metabolic process.